Molecule: messenger RNA, 2834 nt
Organism: Myzus persicae (green peach aphid)
Lineage: Eukaryota; Metazoa; Arthropoda; Insecta; Hemiptera; Aphididae
Product: mucin-5AC-like
Exons: 3
Coding region: 197-2650 (817 amino acids)
Source: RefSeq, a predicted model, not a curated record
CACCCCCGUGGACAACAUAAGUUUGUGUGUGCAAUAUUAAUACUUGUGUGCGCUAGUGAGCGCACGAGUCGUGUAAACGCUUCCUAAAAUAUUAUUAUUAAUAUUCGCGAGCCCGCCGUAAACCCAUUACAAUACCGUAACGGAUUCCUGGUAUGACGAACGUUGUAACUACUACCGCAACCGCGGUCGUUGUGAGAUGAACGCCACCGGAUGCCUGACGGCCCUGGGCGACGGCGGCGAAGCAUUCGUCGUGAUCUCGUCCGACGGAGACGACGACGAUGACGACUACGGUGGCCGCAGUCGCCGAGGACGCCACCGCCGCCGGCCCACGGAGCCACAGACCACGUCCCCACGGUGCCCGACCGGCAGGCCACCAACGCCACCACCCGUUCUUCCGAUGGCCACCGCCGAAGCGUACAAGUUGAGAUCUAGACGUAAAGACCGCGGCGCGUUUGUCGUGCUGCCCGAACCACCGGUGGCGUCUUCCACGGCCACAACCACCACAUCGUCCACUGCCGCUGCCACCACACAGGCUCAACCAGUCGGCGGUACUGGUGUCAGCGGCCGCGUUAGCCCAUUCCGUGGCUAUGGUUUCAAAACUCCGGAAAACGGACGGUCGCGGGCGUCCAGCCCGUCGACGUCCGGACGGCUGAGGCGUCAGUCUUCCGAAUCGCGGAUCGUUGACGAUAGUCGUAGGCCACCAACCAUGACGAAAGACAACAAACGGCUGUCGGCGUCCACCAAAGACCUAUCGGCCGUUGGCAAACGGACGACCGGUUCAUCUACUAAACAAUCGUCUGCAGUGAGCGGUGGUACGGGUGGCCGGAAAACCCCAGUGGCGGCGGGAAAGCCACCUGCCGUUCCAACGGCCGGCAGCGCGGCAGCCAUCAAAUCGUCACCACGUAAGAAGUUGCCUCCAACGCCACGCAAACCAGUGCCGCCCAAGUCACCACUGCCGCUUCGGUCACCAAAGACGCCGAGGCGGCAACAACCGUCAACCGACGCUGUGGCAGGCCCCAAACCGACUGUCUCUGCAAGACCGACCGUCGGUCGUCCGCCGAUAAGAUCGUCGCCGCGUUUACCCAAAAAACAGUCAACGGCCGCGGCUACGGCUUUAGCGUCGUCCAAGGCGGAUGCUCCACCGAAAGAUGUUGUCCGCCCACUGCUCGACAAUGGCAUAAAGACGGUUGCGCCAGCAGCCCCUGUGACGACCACGAUAACGACCACGACCACGUCAACAGAAUCGGCGUCGGCAGCGGUAUCGGCAGCGUCCGAUUCUUUGUCGUCGACCACAGCUCCGACUUUAACCACAUCCAUCACAACGACCGCACAGUCCACCAUUCCGAUCACGGCGUCUACCUCGGCCACGGCCAUAGCGACCACACAUGCGACCAACGCUGUCGCUUCGCCCGUCGUCGAUGGUGGGCCGAUUGUCACGGCUGUGCCUCCUCCGGCGGCCAUUGCUGCAAACACCCUGGCCACUUUAUCCGUCAUAGAUCCGUCGGCCACGACUUUGAAACCGCCCCAGAGCGCGAUGAGGUCUCGAGAUCCACCGGCCACCGCCGCCCCUUCACGUCCAGCGGCUACCGUGGUCGCUGUGGACGGUGGUCCACUGAAGGAAGCGGUGACCACGCGACAGUCCGUUGCUGUCACGAUGACGACCACGCCACCGCUGUCAUACGAAUUAGAAGAGAUCGUUGUGGAACCGGAAAUCGAAAACCAGAGUGGACGAACGGCCGUCCGCUUGUCCGUGGACACUGAUGGCAACAAAACGUCGUCCACGGCCAGCAGCAGCAACGGCCACAAGACUGUCGCAUGGGCGAGGCCAUCCGAAAAGAUCAUCGUGCCGGCGGAAGCCCCGCGGUCGGCCGAACCGGCCACCAAAGAUCCGGCCUACAAAAGGUAUGCGCGGAAGCUGUGCGGUGGCGGCAACGACGGCGGCCGUGGUGGACGUCGGCCGACCCUCGGCCACGUAUCUCCACCCACCGUCACCGAUGGCCGUAUGUCGAAGUGCUGGGCGGCGGUGUGGAAAAGGCGGCCGCGGCCGUGCGGCCAGUGUUGUGGCCGGAAACGAUCGGCCUCCGUGAUGGCCUCCACUGCAGAGGCUGCAUCCGGUGGCCGACGACGUCUGCAAUGGUGGCGGAGGUGCGGUGACAAGAUGUGCUGUUGCCGUGGCAAGCGGACGGCGAUAAACAAAAAGAAACUCGCUAUAGCAGCGUCGUCAUCCGACCAUUCGGUCGGUGCCCUCGGCAUCGCUCCGCCGACCAUGGCUGCCGACACGUUGUGCGGCAAGUUGAAAAGGCGAAUGCGUCGCUGCUGCUGCUGCUGUGGUUGGUGUUGCGGCUGGUGUGCCGUUCCCAAGUUUGUCAAGCGGAUUUGCUGCUGUUGCCGCGGCAAGUCCGCCACCCCGAAAAGCAAGUCAGCCGAUUCGCAGAAGCGGUCCCUGUUCAAAUGUACCGGUUGCUGCACAAAUAUACCUAAAUUGGAUGCAGUUUUCGUCGAUCAUUCGUCCGUUAUGAAAGGUGCUAUACCAGUACUACCAGUAACACUGGCAUGGUUGUGUUUAGUGUUCAACGUCAUUAUUCCGGGAGCAGGUAUUAUUUAUUUCAAUGUUAUCGAAUGGUUUCUGGUCGGUAUAAUUAAAACUUAAGAGUACUAUAAGUGUGAAUGUGAGAUGAUACAACAAUAAUUGUUGAAGAUAAAAAUAAUUUGAGUACCUAUAUAAUAAUAUGUAAGAUAUUUUAGAUAGGUUACACCGUGCUAAUAAAAUUAAAUUGUGCAAGUGCAUUUUCACCUCCUUAUAUUUUUUGUUAGAAGUGCACAUUAAUCAUCUU